UGCAGGUUAGAGGUUGUGUGAAAAGAAGCGCGAGGUAUUUCACUUUGGGUGGUGAUGGGUUUUUGUCGGUUAUGUUUGACCUAUUUUUUUUUAGUUUUAUUUAUUUAAUGUAUAGAGUACUUUUAAAAGUGCAUCGUAAAAUUGUUUUAAGACUUUAAGUUGUGUGAGACAAAACAUUCAUGCAAUCCUCUUAUAAAACUAAGUUAAAUUACUUUGCAAUUUAAUCUUGUUAUUACCCUAUACAUGCAAUAAAACGCUGGACGUGUUUUGCAGCGAAGCGUUUUAACCUGCGGUUUACCUUUGAUGCUUUGCUGACUGAAGCGAUAAACUAGGGGGAGAGGAUUAUAAUCGUUUUGAAGUUUACUCAGAAAGCAGUUUCUGGAAAACUUCUCAAAAAAAGACAGUCAGUCUUUAAUGGUAUGGAAUAAAAGGCCGACGAUCUCCCGUAACAACUUGAAGAAACUAACAAACAAACCAGAUUUUGUCAUCGUUUGAACAGAAUAGCUGGUCUGCGAUGCCUAUUGUUCUGCCCUGGAGCGACCAUGCAGCCUUAGCUGCCUGCUCCUUUUCUUAAAACGCAGCCGGGACCCCGUCCCUGCGGAGGUUCCUCUGUUUUGUGUUGAUUGUUAAUUCUAUGAAAAUGGACCUUACCGUUUCGGAGCUGAUGACAAAUUUCUUGGAUUCCCCUCUGGUGGUCUGGGUCAAAACGUUUGGACCUCUUACCAGCAACUCCGAAGAUAACCUCUCCUUGUUCAUGGAACUGGUGGAUGGGGUUUUCCUGCAUAAGAUCAUGACUCACAUCGAUCCGAGCCCCACAAACCAGAGGGUGAACAAGCAUGUCAACAACGAUGUCAACCUGCGAGUGCAGAACCUCAAUGUUGUUGUCAGGCACAUCAAGACCUACUACCAGGAGUGUCUUCAGCAGCUGAUUGUCAUGAACCUGCCCAACGUGCUGGCCAUCGGCAAGGACCCCCUGUCAGAGAAGGCCAUGGAGGAGAUGAAGAGGCUUCUGCUCCUUAUUCUGGGCUGUGCUGUGCAGUGUGAACGGAAGGAAGAGUUCAUUGAGAAGAUCAAGCUUCUGGACAUUGAGACGCAGGCAGCCAUUGUCUCACACAUUCAAGAGGUGACACACAACCAGGAGAACGUCUUGGAUCUCCAGUGGCUCGAGCUGGCCGAGCUGCCGCCCGAGGAACUGGACUCGCUGUCGCGGAUCAUGGCCUUUCACCUGCGCAAGCUCAUCGACGAGCGGGACAGCUCUGCAGAGGUGAUUGUGGAGCUGAUUCAGGAGCGGGACUACCUGCUGUUACAGCAGCCCUCCAGCCCCCCUCCAGUGACGCGUGCGCCAGCGUGUCCCCCCCUGGAGGGCCCCGUCACGCUUCUCUGCCGGGAGGACCGGCAGCACCUGGCCGUGGAGCUAGCAGACUGCAAGGCCAGACUACGGCGUUGGCGCCAGGAGCUUGAGGAAAAGACUGAGCAGCUGGUCGACGCCAAGAACGAGGUGGAGAGGCUGGAAGCUGAGAUGAAGGGGCUGAAGCAGGAGAGUAUGCAGCUGUUGGCGGAGGCGCGGGCGGCGCGGGCGUACCGGGACGAGCUGGAUGCCCUACGGGAGCGCGCAGGCCGCGGGGACCGACUGGAGGCGGAGCUGGCACGCUGCAAGGAGAGGCUGAACGACGUGCACUUCUACAGGGCCCGCGUGGAGGAGCUGCGGGGAGACAACGCGACCCUGCUGGAGACCAAGGCCUUGCUGGAGGAGCAGCUGAUGGUGGCACGGAGCCGCUGCGACCGACUACACGAGCUGGAGAAGGAGAACCUGCAGCUGCGCUCCAAGCUGCACGACAUGGACAUGGACAGAGACAUGGAUAAGAAGCGCAUUGAGGAGCUGGUGGAGGAGAACAUGCUGCUGGAGAUCUCGCAGAAGCGGAGCAUGAAUGAGUCUGCCCACCUGGGCUGGGAGCUGGAGCAGCAGAUGAAGAACAGCGACAGCAGUCAAGCAUGCAAGUCUUUCGUGCUGGAGCUGAACGAGUCUGCAUCCAGCCAGCUGCUGAAGCUGGAGAAGGAGAACCAGGGCCUGCAGGGCACCAUCCAGGAGCUGCGGGAAGCUGCCCUAAGCAUGCAGGAGAGCCAGCUGAGGGCCUUGGAGCUGGAGAAGGAGAACCAGGGCCUCGGGAAAAAGCUGGAGAGGCUGCAGACGCUCCUGGAGCAGGAGAAACAGACCAGCCAGGACAUGGGGAGUCUAGGGGAGGAGCUCUUGAAAGGGAAGAGGAAGCUGGAGCGUCUGCUGGAGGCGGUACAGACGGAGAAGUGCCGGCAGAUCUCCGACUUGACGAUGGAGAAGGAGCGCCUGGCCCAGACGGUGGCCUCCUUGAGGCAGAGGGCGCAGGUGGAGGGUGAGGCGCGAGUGCGGGAGGUGGAAGAGGAGAACCGUGCCCUGCACCAGAGCAUCUCCACCACCAGCGCCCAACUGACCCAGCUAGAGGUAGAGCAGGAUCGGCUGCGGGAGCGAGCACAGCGAGCCGAGCAACUGGAGGAGGAGGUGGCCCGUCUGGUGCGCAGCUGCGACCAGCUGCAAAAGCAGAGCGCCGCCCUACAGGCCGCCCGUGAACAUGCAGAAGCACUGGAGCGGAAUAACUCUGCCCUGGAACAGGACAACAGACGGUUGAAGAAGCUGGAGGACGCGGCCCAGAACACUGUUCUGCAGCUGGAGACCCUAGAAGAGGAGAACACUGCGCUGCGGCAGCAGGUGGAGGCCCUUAGGCCAGUGGCCGCUAAGCUCCCGCAGCUGCAGCGGGAGAACACCGAGCUGGAGCGUGAACGUGCGGAGCUAGCCCACUCCGUAGAGGAGCUGCGGGGCUUGGGAAAAAAGGCAGAGCGCCUAGAGCUGAGCUACCAGGACCUGGACUCCGAAAAUCAGCGUCUGCGCCAGUCGCUGGAGGAGAGUGGGGAGAGGGUCCGGGGGCUGGAGCGGGAACUGCAUGACUUCGAGCAGGAUAGCCAGCAGCUGAGGAGGGAGCUGGAGGAGCGGCGGGCAGCAGGGAGGCGCCUGGAGAUCCUGGAGCAGGAGGGGCAGGUGCUCGAGCAAGAGCUGGGCCAGGCCGUCAAGGAGAGGAGGCAGCUGGAGAAGGAGGCGCGGCGGCUGCGGCAGCAGCUGGAGGUGAAGGAGACUGCACUGGAGGAGGGCAUGCUAAGGACGGCCUGCCUGGAGAAAGAGGGACGCCUCCGAGAGAAGGAGCUGAACUACCUGAGGGAAACGUCGGCCAAGGUUAAGGAGCUGGAGAGCGAGAACAAGGAGCUGCAGAAGCAGGCCACCAUCGACAGGAGGACGCUCGCCACCCUCAGAGAGGACCUUGUGAAUGAGAAGUUGAAGGGGCAGCAGCAAUGGAAUGAGCUGGAGAAACUCAGCCAGGAGCUGGAGAAGAUCGGGCUGAACCGAGAGAGGCUGCUGCAGGAGGAGCACAGCUGCGAGGACAUUAAAUAUAAGAUCCUGGAAACCAAGAUUGAUUCGACGCUGAAGAUGACGAUGGAGAUCCGUCAGGAGAAGAUCCAGGGCCUGGAGUCAAGGCUGCAGGAAUCUACUAACUUAAACCUGCAGCUGCGCACGGAGCUGGCCACUGUGAAGAGGAGCCUGGAGGCCCAGAAGCAGAGGCAGGAGGAGGCCCACCUGUAUACCACCUCGCCCAAGGCCCCAGGGCCCAGGAACCUCUGGGAUAGCAAAGAGAAGUGGGAGACUGAGGAGAGGGAGGCGACAGCAGAGCUGCUCAAGCUGAAAGACCGGCUCAUCGAUGUAGAGAAAAAUAACGCUGCUCUGGAGACUGAAAAGCAGUUGCAGAGGGAGCAGCUGAAGCAGCUGGAUGUGCAGAACACGCAGCUGAGUGCGCAGAUCCUGGCUCUGCAGAGGCAAACAGCCGCCCUGCAGGAACACAACACUGCACUUCACAUGCAAAUGGCCAAGCUGCAGGUGGAGAGCUCCACGUUGGGCUCCCAGAGUGCCUCUCUGCUGGCCCAGAACACGGCACUGCAGGGUCAGAUGCAGGCUUUGGAGACCCAGGCGGAGAAACUGAGACAACAAGGCGAAGAAGAGCGGGCAGGCCGUGAGGCGGCUUUGCACGAGCACGAGCGUCUCCUGGAGCUGCAUGAUCGGCAGGCAGCCGAGUAUGAGCAGCUCAUCGGGCAGCACACGUGCCUGAAGGGCACUCACCGUGCCCUCGAACAGGAGCACCGCCUGCUGGAGAGCAAGUAUAGAGAGCUGCAGACACAGCGGGGGGCCAUGGAGGAGCUGGAGGCCGCCCUGCUGCAGGAGCGGGAGAGCCUGGGGGAGGAGAUUCGCAAGAAUGCACUGGUCCAAGGGGACAACCAGAACCUGAGAGUGGAGGUGGAGCGGCUGACACAGACACACUCCCACCUGCGGCAGGAGUAUGAUAUCUUGCAGCAGCACUUAAAGGAGCUCAAGACAUCCAUGAAAGAGACACAGCUGGAGCUGAACAGCUGGCGGACACGAUAUGACCAGCUGAAGGAGCAGCACCAAGGCCUGGACAUCUCCUUCACCAAGCUGGAGAACCAGUGUGAGCUGCUGACUCGUCUGAAGGGGAACCUCGAAGAGGAGAACCACCACUUGAUGGGGCAGAUCCAGGUCCUGGGCCAACGGAACCAGGCCCUACUGGAGCAAAGCAUCGAGAGCAAGGAGCUGUACCAUGAGGAACAGAAGCAGUACAUUGACAAACUGAACACACUUCGGCGUCAGAAGGAAAAGCUGGAGGAGAAGAUUAUGGAUCAGUACAGAUUCUACGAUCCAAUUCCAAAAAAGAAGAACCACUGGGUUGGUGCAAAAGCCUUGGUAAAAUUAAUGAAACCAAGGAAGGACAGUCUACAGGAACGUGUCCAGAAUGUCCCAGAAAUGUCCUUAUCACCGCCUUUGUCCCCGGGCUGUCCCGGUGGGGCGUCCCCACCUCUGCCUCCUCGACAGUCCUGCCUUAGCCUGGAGUCUGUGGCCUCCCAUUCAUUGGUGGAGAAUUGCAUCCCCUCUCCCACAGCUGUACCUAACCACAAUGCCAAAGCUUUAGACAACGGCACAGCCUCGAAAGCGAUGGACCCCUACAGGACACCAGGGGGCAGCAGCGAGAGCGUGAACAGCCCAGAGGGUGUGCCUGUCCGACAGAAGGGCGUGAAACUCGGGUACUCGGCACACUCUACCUCAGCCAUCCAUGCCAUGUCUGACACCCGGCCAGGCUGUAGCCCCCAGGGAUUCAGCUCCGAAGUUUCCCCGCCUGCCCAUCUCGCCAGCUUUGGACAUCAGACCAAAGAGUCGUUCGCCUGUGAUGACGCCACCGAUCCGCACUGGGAGCUGAAGGCUGAAGAGGGCGUCACGUUCCCCGAUGACACACGGCGACAGGAUCGCCGUCCUCGCCCCGGCCGUCCUCGCCCCUCUUCUCCUGGCAGUGAGAUGGUCACCCUGGAACAGUUUCUGCAGGAGAGCAGUGUUCUCUCAGCCCCUAUUGUGAAAGCCAGUAGCUGGGAGGACAUGCCAGCCCCUGAUGCCUGCCCCUCCCCGUCUUUGCAGGACGGAACCAAGGCACCUACCAGUUGUGCCACACCCACUGUGAAGCCCUUGCCCCUAGGAGGCACCGGAGAGCCCAGAGCCCAAAAGCCAGGGCAGAGCGUAAAACCGAACAUACGGCUGCCGGAGAUGCCUACUUCUUCACAGCAGUCUCAAACGCUGCCCAGCUGGGUGGGUGGCAGCUUGGGGGUGAGGGUCUGUCCCUCACAGCCAGCGGACAUUCGUGGGGGCCUGAGUCGGACCUUCAGCCUGGCGUCGGCUGACCUUCUACAUUCCAGUGGCCCUGAGAGCUACAGGCCGGAGGGGAGUGACUGGGGCUCAGGGGAUGCGGUGUUGAGGGCGCGGGUGGUGGCCCGAGAGAGGCCUCAGUCCGUCAGACUGGGGGGUCCCUCCGCCCCACCUGUGGAUGUGGGCUGUAGGCCCCUGGACCCACGCAGACUGUCCCUCGCUCCGCCCAAGGAGAGCUUCUCCUUGGAAUCCCUGCUGCCUUUGCCGCAGCACCAUUCCUCUUCCUUCUCCUUGUGCGGGAGCCCUGGCUACACCUCCAAGCACGGCGUGAUAGAGCAGCAUCCCAAAGGUAACCCAGGCAGUCCCCAGCUGCCUCAGCAUCGAGCCACUGAGAUAGCCAUGGUGACGCCGGUCCAAGCAGUGCCGGUUGUUAAGGAAGAGGACGAGAGGGAGAUGUGGCAGGACGUCCGACAGGAGAGCUCCCCCCAGAUAAAGGGGCAAGAGGCGCUUGGGGCUCUCAGCGUCGUGGACAUGUAUCCCAAGAGCACCCCUGCCCCCCCAACCCCCAGCGAGGACCCUCAGACCAUCUGGUAUGAGUAUGGCUGUGUGUAGAGGACAGAAAAGCUCCUGAAAGCCCUCUGACUGUGUGCUGGGAGCGUCCUGCAGACACACACUUACCAGGACAGGAUUCUCCAAGCAGAAGUGUUCUAAAGAGCCAUGACAAGCAUUUGGAACCAUCCAAGACUCCGUCUCCAACUCCGGUCCUGGAGAGCUACCGUCCAGUAGGUUUUCUAUCCUACCUGGCUUCUGAUGAACCACACCUGCUCUCAGGUAAAUACCAGGAACAGGUGUGGUUCAUGGGAAGCCAAGUGGGACAGAAAACCUUCUGGAUAGUAGAUCUCCAGGACCGGAGUUGGAGACCCCUGGUCUAAGAAGUGGCGAUCUCUUUCUUCUACAAAGGGUGGAAGAAAAAUGGCCUUAGUUUAGUCUGAACUGAUUAUGUGAAGGAUGCUCAAGUCCUACACUAAAUAAUAUCUACUCUUGGAUGGAGGCUUUUAGGUCCACGGUUGACUUUUAGCGCUGAGUACGUUACUGUUUCUGGUGGAAUGGGAAACUGGCCUGGCCUCCAGCAGAUCCAUUCAGGACCAAAGGGUGACGUCGUGUGGAUGACGGCCAAUAGGAACCCACCUUUUAACUGGAUGUUUUUAUAAACUUAACUUUGCUAUUGGUGGACUUUGUAUGCAAAAAAAAAUUGGAACUGCGCCUGUGUCCAAAGAAAAAGAAUAAUGAAAGUGCCCAUUUGAGAGCCUAAUCCCAUAGUGCUCCUGCAAACACUGAACAUUUUUAUUGUUGCACGUAAUUUUGUUGUAAAAACCCAGGUCAGGCUUAGGUAGGCCCUGGGGGGAGG
Brienomyrus brachyistius is the source of this 7187-nucleotide messenger RNA. RefSeq names its product protein Daple-like. Gene Ontology annotation, biological process: cytoskeleton-dependent intracellular transport; cytoplasmic microtubule organization. Gene Ontology annotation, molecular function: dynein light intermediate chain binding; microtubule binding. Lineage: Eukaryota; Metazoa; Chordata; Actinopteri; Osteoglossiformes; Mormyridae. The transcript has 29 exons. Bases 635 to 6391 code for a protein of 1918 amino acids. Gene Ontology annotation, cellular component: cytoplasm; centrosome. The record is from RefSeq and is a predicted model, not a curated record.